GGAGCUUGUUAGGAUUACUAGUGUAGUUGCCUCUUGUGAAAUUCAGAAUGACCUAGCACUUUUAAGUAUUGUUAUUCUGCUAAUUUUUUUUGGCUUUCCAAUUUUGCAGAUUUAAAGUUGAAUCCAGCUGAAGGCUAAAAGAUGGAACCAUGUAUACCACUGCCCGUGAAAGAGGACGAGUUGCAGGAGCUGGUUUCCAUGGCAAAAGACUGGGCCCUCACUCACGGAAUCACUAUGCGCACUGCAGACAGACCAACGUCAUCAGAAGUAACUAAUUACGCCCCUUUUCUGCUUCUGCCUUCACCAUUCCCAGAGCGACUUUUUCACCAAGCAUGCGCAGUGCAGCAAGACUUUAAUCUUCUCUAUCACCGAGUAGCACACGACCAUGACUUUCUGCAGUCAACUCUCCAGAGUGCAAUUAAAGUGGAUGAUUUCACCAAGAGAUUGUGGGACAUUUAUGAGACAGUGAGAAAGGAGGGAAUUAAACAGCCAGUGAGUCUUGCUAUCAACAGAAAUGAUUUUAUGACUGACUCUCAGGGGCGCACCCUCUCCACCCCGGAAGAUGUGAACACCCUGGGGAUCAAAGAGAUUGAGUUUAACACUAUAGCUUCAAGUUUUGCUGGUCUAGAAACUCAAGUGGGGCUUUUCCACAGGUUUAUACUUGAAAGAUGUGGUCUGGCAGACAAGGUCAUCAAGCUACCUGCUAAUACAUGUGUGCCAGGAAUAGCUGGUGGUAUGGUCCAGGCUUGGAAACUGUAUGGCAACACAGAAGCGGUGAUAUUGUUUUUGACGGAGACAGUAUCGAGAAACAUAUUUGACCAGCGCUGGCUGGAGUGGGGAAUAUAUGAAAUCAACAGCAAGGUGAAGGUCCUCAGGAGGAGUUUUGAUCAAGUUUACAGAAAGUCGCAGCUCACUGAGGAUAACAAGUUAAUACUUGAAGGUCAUGAAGUUGCUGUAGUCUACUUCAGAUGUGGAUACUCCCCGAAUGACUACAUCACAGAGGAGGACUGGACAACCAGGCUAAGGAUAGAAAGGUCCACUGCCAUCAAGUGUCCCAACAUCUACUAUCAUCUGGCAGGUGCUAAAAAGGUACAACAAGAGCUUGGCAGGCCGGGAGUGGUGGAACGGUUUAUACAGGACUCUGAGGCUGUGAAGAGAAUUAGAGCAACUUUUGCUGGCAUGUACUCCCUGGAAAGGGAUGCUGAGGGUGAUGCCGCUGUUGCCAUGGCAAUGGAGAAUCCAUUCAAAUAUGUUCUCAAACCUCAAAGGGAAGGUGGAGCUCGUGUCCUGUAUUUCAGUGAAGGUCAUGAAGUUGCUGUAGUCUACUUCAGAUGUGGAUACUCCCCGAAUGACUACAUCACAGAGGAGGACUGGACAACCAGGCUAAGGAUAGAAAGGUCCACUGCCAUCAAGUGUCCCAACAUCUACUAUCAUCUGGCAGGUGCUAAAAAGGUACAACAAGAGCUUGGCAGGCCGGGAGUGGUGGAACGGUUUAUACAGGACUCUGAGGCUGUGAAGAGAAUUAGAGCAACUUUUGCUGGCAUGUACUCCCUGGAAAGGGAUGCUGAGGGUGAUGCCGCUGUUGCCAUGGCAAUGGAGAAUCCAUUCAAAUAUGUUCUCAAACCUCAAAGGGAAGGUGGAGGAAAUAACUACUUCGGAGAAGAUGUCAGAAAGGUGUUGGAGCGUGUGCUAGACAGUGAUGAAAGAAUGGCAUACAUUCUGAUGGAGAGGAUCCAUCCUGUGCCUUUCCAGAACUACGUACUGCGUGCUGAAUCUCCUGUACAACCCAAUACCAUGCUCAGUGAAUUGGGUGUAUAUGGGGUGCUUAUUGGGACCUCUGACCGUAUCAUCACUAACAAACAGUGCGGGCAUUUACUGAGAACCAAAACCUCGGACACCAAUGAAGGGGGCGUGGCAACAGGCUACUCUGCUAUAGACAGCCCGUAUUUAGUAUGAUGCAACAGAACUUUCUGUAUACUGUCAUUAUCUUGUAUAGCAGGAGAGAUCAGAUAAUGUUGUUAACUACUGUUAAUUUUAGUAUAAAAACGGGAUAGAAUACACACUACUAUAAACAGUACUUAUUUUUAAGAAAUUGAUCGAAAUCAUCAUGGUUUAUUUAGUACUUACUGGUGCUGAAUGGGGAAACUGAUGCGGAUUUAAAGUCAAACAAUUGUUUUUUUCUCAGGGUUUCUGAUGUUACUUUGGACCAUUUACUGAUCUGAAAAUAUCACUGUAGUGAACAAUGCUAAAAACAUUCCUAUUUAUAAAGGGAACAUAACACACUAACUCAGUAAGACAAACAUAAAUAUGUAGCAUUGCCAAUAGAAGUAAAAAGCAAGAAAAAAAUGCAUUUAAUCAGCCAGAAAUGCAAGACGAGUUCUGGAUGAGCAUCACUGCCAUAUUUCAAAAAUCAAGUUAACAUGUCUAUUGUAAUAUUGUUCCUUGCUGGAGGUGCUUCACCCCGAGUGAGGUGCUGGUGUAAAAGAACCGGUUGGUUCAAAAUGUAAAGCUUUAAUAAAAGGGAAAAUG
Messenger RNA from Lingula anatina, 2529 nucleotides. RefSeq names its product glutathione synthetase-like. The record is from RefSeq and is a predicted model, not a curated record. Gene Ontology annotation, biological process: glutathione biosynthetic process. Gene Ontology annotation, molecular function: glutathione synthase activity; glutathione binding; ATP binding. Gene Ontology annotation, cellular component: cytosol. Lineage: Eukaryota; Metazoa; Brachiopoda; Lingulata; Lingulida; Lingulidae.